Molecule: messenger RNA, 627 nt
Organism: Ilyonectria robusta
Lineage: Eukaryota; Fungi; Ascomycota; Sordariomycetes; Hypocreales; Nectriaceae
Product: P-loop containing nucleoside triphosphate hydrolase protein
Exons: 1
Biological process (GO): double-strand break repair via homologous recombination
Cellular component (GO): chromosome; cytoplasm
Molecular function (GO): 3'-5' DNA helicase activity; nucleic acid binding; ATP binding
Source: RefSeq, a predicted model, not a curated record
AUGUAUGCAGUAGAAGCCAAGGAUGGGUACCAGGCUUUCCUCAGCGUCAGCGAUUCCUGGCACAGCAUCUUGGGUGUCGGCAAGUCGACUGGUCCAGCCUCCAUCACGUCUUCGAUCAGCAACACGCCGGAACAGUGGUCGGCUCUGCAGGUCAAGCGCUUGGACCGCGUUUCCCAGCUCGCCGUCAAGGAAGACGCGCUCCAGACGCUCACAAGGCACAGCGGGAUGACGAUUCGACCCCAUCAACGAGCAACAAUCCAGGCCAUGUUCAAAAAAGAGACGGACGUCAUCUCCGUUGCGGCAACUGGGAGUGGCAAGAGCGAAAUCUGGAUGUUGGUGACAAAGCUUAAUGCCUCUGGGGUGACGAUAGUCGUUCCACCGCUCAGGGCUCUCGCCGCGGAUAUUAAGCAGCGUCUGGAACGGUACAACAUCGAUGCGCGAAUUUGGACUGAUGAAUUCAGCCAUGAGAUGGUGUCGAAUGUCAUUAUAGUCCAGCCGGAGAGCAUUGCAUCUGAAAAGUGGAAGACUUUUGCCGACAAGCUUAAGGGCAGACGAGCUGUCGAUCUUGUUGUCAUCGACGAAGCCCACCUCAUCCUCAGCAAGAAUCCAGACUUUCGGCCUUCCAUC